Schistocerca gregaria is the source of this 4353-nucleotide messenger RNA. Its product is annotated as probable serine/threonine-protein kinase roco4. Gene Ontology annotation, biological process: protein phosphorylation. The record is from RefSeq and is a predicted model, not a curated record. Gene Ontology annotation, molecular function: protein binding; protein tyrosine kinase activity; ATP binding. Lineage: Eukaryota; Metazoa; Arthropoda; Insecta; Orthoptera; Acrididae. The coding region runs from base 1 to 4353 and encodes 1450 amino acids. The transcript has 2 exons.
AUGACACUUUCAGCGUCUUGCGCGAACUGUAAGAGCUUAUUUUUGGCACACUCCCAGACUCGGACGUUCCCGCUAUGGCAAACGAGGACUACCAUGUGGUGGAACAAGAUCGGCCAAGUGCUUGAAAAUUCGGUGAUAGACAGACACGCGUUGGGACCUGAGAGUGGCAGAAGGUUGCCUGGAUCCGCUAAAAUAGGGUGUUCCAAAGAUGUCAAAGGGGACAUGCGCGUGCCCACUUUUCAGAGGAGGAGAGCCUGCUUCCAAUGCGGUGACUUCGAACGUUGCGAGCGCCAAGAAUACGCGGAUUCGAUGGCGCUGAGGCGCAGGAAGACGUCGGAGGUACUGACGAGUUCGAUGAAGACGAAGACGAAGGUUCGUUGCAUCAGAAGAGCGUCGCCGAGCACCGCUAGCGUGUGCAUUUUGAACAAGUUUAUGAGCGAGGUCGAUUGUCCGGACGACGGCACGUGGCUCGUGAAUCGAGACUCCGCUCAAGAAGGGCUCGAGGGGAAUGAGCCAAGUAUUGACGACGAGAGCACCAUCAAUGAAAGCACGGCCGAGAGCCACGAGGAGAGGCUUAGCGAGAAGAAUACUAGAUGUCGGAUUUGGAGCGCGGCCAACAACGACAUUGAGUUGGAUCGGCAACUUGGCAAUUACUUUGUGUGUUUAAAUCAGAGGAACAGGUCUGAUUUGCCUUACAGCGUUUUGGAAAGUAUUCCGAAAUUCACGUGCAUGGAUUGCUCUGUCAACUUGCUGAACAGUUUGUCUAUUGAUAUCAGUAAACUGACUACGUUGAGAGAGCUAAAUUUGAGCUUCAACAACUUUCGCGAAUUUCCUCUUUUCCUGUUGUCUUUGACCCGACUUCAAUACGUUGACAUUUCUUCGAGUAAGCUCGAGCUCUUCCCGAACUCCCUGAAUACCCUUCGACACCUGAGGUUUCUUAUUGCCUCGAACAACCGCAUCAAGCACCUGCCGCAGUCGUUUAGCGAGUUGAACGAGUUGCUUUUGCUGGACCUGAGUUUCAAUCGCCUCAAGACGUUUUUGGAUCGGCCUAUGAGCAACCUUUGCGUGCUGAACCUCUCCCACAAUCACUUUCGGGACGUUCCGAAUAGCGUUUGCCUUUCGCCGUUGCUGAGUCUCAACAUGAGCUACAACAUGCUGGAGUACCUUCCGGAGAACCUUUCGAGUUUGAGAAGUUUGUUGAACUUGGAGAUGUCCAACAACAAAAUUGUGUGCUCGGAGAUUUCAAGUUGGAGGGCCACGUUGCGGACGCUGGACUUGUCCUACAACUCCUUGGUGUUGAUUCCUUCGUUCAUCUAUACCAUGAGAAGGCUGUGGCGGCUGGACUUGUCUUACAACAAGAUCUACGAGCUGUCCAAGGACGUGGUGCAGCUCGAGUCGCUGGUGUACUUCGACGUUUCCAACAACUGCCUGGACUCGGAGACCGAGGAGAUGAUAUCGAGCUUGCUGGAGAACAAGGAGUCCGUUUCCGAGACCAAGUCCGAUCCGGACGCGGUGUUGAAUUCCAACCACAUCACGUUGGGAAAGUCUCUCGAGCAGUUGAAGGAGAACAGGGACUCCGCGACGUGGUGUCACAUGAAGCUGGGUUUGAUUGGAGCGAAGGAGUCCGGAAAGUCGUCGCUCGAGGCACAUCUUUCGUAUUACUUCAGCAUCAAAUUCAGACAUCGCUUUCGAAACAUGGUGAACUACGUCGACAUUUCGGAAGUGACCUCCUACUACAAAAAGAUGUCCACGGAGAGCGUCAGGAUUCGGGGGUGCGAGGCCAUAAACUACAGCCGAGAUAGGCCGCCAGUCGUGUUUUCGAUUUGGGAUUUCGCCGGACAGGCGGAAUACAUGCCCAUACACCAGCUGUUCAUUACGCCGAACGGAAUUUACGUGUUGACGUUCAAGCUGACGAGCGUGGACAUAGCGAGCCUCGGGUACUGGCUCAAGAUGCUGAAGGUGAGAACGGGCGGGAGAAUUACGGUGUUGAUAGUGGGGACGUACCGCGACAAGAUCGCCAACAAGCGCGUUUGCAAGUCUUUGUUCGAGAAGAUGCACAGGCACUUCUCCAUGUGGUAUCCGUUCAUUCGCGGGUACUUGGCGAUCAGUAACAAGAGCGAGAAGGGAAUGCAGAAGCUGGUGAACACCCUGCUGGAUUUGGCCACUGGAAGUCAGGCCUUGAGGGAGUUGGUGCCGAGGACUUAUUUGACGUUGAAGACCAAAAUCAAGGGCUUGGUUCGCGCCAGUCCUAUAAUUUAUCUGAGCGAGUUUCAGCAGAUGAUGCUGGACACGAACAUCGCCAAGGAGGACAUCGGCAAUUGCCUGGAAGUUUUUCGCAACGCCGGCCUGGUUAUUCACUUUGACGACGAAAACACGAAGGUUUUGAAAAAUUUGGUCAUUUUGAACUCGUCGUGGCUGGUCAGCUUCAUCAGCUCUAUCAUCUACGGCAGGCAAGACGUGAAGAAGACGGGCCUCCUCUUCAAGGAAGACUUGACGCAGAUAUGGCACAAAUACGAUGACACUCAUCGCGAGUGGAUGUUCAAGAUUUUGGAGGCGUUCGAGAUCGUUUUUUUGGUUCCAAGUAGCAAGCUGAAAUUUGUCAAGUACUAUUUGUUGGCAGCUCAGGGAGACACGAUCUGCGACGUCGACACGAGCAAUACGAGGAAUACGAGCGACAGUCCUAGAUCUUCUCGAGAAGAGAACCUGAUUGUCAUCCCGUGCUUGUCUCCCGUUUCUCCGAAUCCCUCGACUAUCCUCGCUUUGUGGAACAACUCCAAGCUCUUGGACGAGUUGGUCACUGGACGUCGGUACGAGUUCGAGUUCGUCCCAUUGAGUCUGUUCUUCAGGCUGAUCAUUCGCACAAUUAAUUGCUCUUGGAUAACUAUUCUAUACUUUUGGAAGAACGGGAUGAUUAUUGACACCCCCAACGAGCGCGCUCUGGUGGUCAACGACGAAGCCAAUUAUUGCUUGAACAUUUUCAUCCGACAGAAGUUCACCUGCUCCUUGUUCAAUGGGCCAGCGUCCGACACGAACACCGCCUGCAACAUCUUGUUGAUUCAGUAUCUGGCUGACAGCGUCGAAACGCUUUUGUUCAGUUGGUACAGGUCGAAGCCCAUCGUCCUCGUCCCUUGCUACGUUUGCCUGACUCGGCCGGACUUGGACUUCAUCUCUUUGUCCAGCAUCGACGUGUAUUACUUCUUUCUCGAAGAGUGCAUCCUUGCCGCCAGGAACGGCAUAGAGUACCUGGUGUGUCGCUUGAAUACGUCGAAGCAGGAGGCCCACUCGAAGCAGGCCGACGGUCUAGACAGAACCGAUCCGGCCAACUUCCAGAGGUGCGUCACGCAUGGGCGCGUCAGCUUCGACGUGACUUCGCGACACUGGCGACUCUUCACCGACGAGCCCGACCCCACCGGUCGAGAGCACACCUGCUUGCUGAAGGUUUUGUGUAGCCACGUUGCCUUUCCGUACGCUCAGGACAUCAUCGUCGACAUUUCGGAGGUGAAGAUGAAGAAAAAAGUGGGAGAAAGCAGCUAUUCGGUCAUAUGGAGCGGCACCUACAAGGACGAGCCGGUCGCCAUCAAGUUCUUGAAAGACCAGACGUUUUCCCAGGCCACUUUUCUUUCAGAGUCUUACCUUGAAUUUCACCAUGAGAUGUUCAUCAUGCAGCGGAUCGACUGUCAGUACCUUUUGAUGCUCAAAGGAUUUUGUCCGAGUCCCUUGUCUAUUAUUUUUGAAUUUUUUCCUCUCGGAUCUCUUUACAGCUGUCUAAACGAAAAGUCAUCAGGACCCUUCAACUGGGAGUACCGUCUCCGCGUGGCCGAAAACGCCGCCAGGGGCAUCGCGUACAUGCACUCCAAGGACUUGAUUCAUAGAGAUCUGCGCUCUCCAAACAUUUUGAUUUCGUCCAUGAGCUGCGAAGACGAAAUCGUCGCCAAGGUAAGCGAUUUCGGAAUGACGGUGUUUUGCAGUCACGUCAUGCGCGGGGGCGAAUUCAACGAAUGUUGGGCCGCUCCGGAGGUCCUCAACGCGGAGGAGUACAACGAGAAAAUAGACCAGUAUUCGUUCGGAAUUAUCUUGUGGGAACUUCUGCAAUUGGGCCAUCCAUUUCUCGAAUACGCCGAAACGUACGCCGGAAAGCCUCGUCUGAUCUUCUUUGCAGCCAUCACUGAGGGCCUCAGACCCUCCAUACCGUCAGACUGCCCCCCUGAAUAUGCAGAGCUCAUUCGGAUGUGUUGGAACGGAGAUCCCGAUGCUCGACCGACGUUUUCUGUAAUUGUCGACAAACUCGUCUCGUUCAGAGAGGCCGCUAGCACAUGGCCCCAACUGGCCCACCUGAGCCAGCCGAGCCGAUGA